Eruca vesicaria subsp. sativa (arugula) is the source of this 927-nucleotide messenger RNA. The record is from the annotation of a GenBank genome assembly. Lineage: Eukaryota; Viridiplantae; Streptophyta; Magnoliopsida; Brassicales; Brassicaceae.
AUGAGACCAGAAUUUCGAAGAUUAGAAGGGGAUAUCUUGGAAGCGUCGAGGAGGUUAGAUUUGAUGGAGGGGUCUUUGGUUGGAGUUGUAGAGUCUAUAUUGGCGAAGUUUAAGGAAGAAAUGGUAGACUCAGUAGGUUUUGUUGUUGCUGAGUUCAAUAAAAACAACGAUGGUGCUGGAUCCAGGAGAGCAGAAAAGGGGACAGAUACAAGAAGUUUGGAAAACCGCAACGGUGAGGAUGCAAAUGUUACUCCACUUCCCGUUGGAAAUGAUGACGCUGUUGAUUAUGGGGAUAAUCAUAGUCCGGAAAAAAACAACGGUGUGUAUGAUAAAGCUGUUGGGGAAACUAUUAACAAUAGUUUUGCACAAUCCGCUCAUAGCCAGAAUAAUGCUUUCGCAAUAGAUAACCUCAAUCAGAGACCUUGCAUGGAUAUGCCUUCCUUCUCUCUAGGGCUAACUCAGGAAGAACAUUUGAAGGGGGGUGAGGGUAUUAGUCCGAUGGAGUCGAUGGGCCUUGUUAGGCGUUGUACCAUUAAUGAAGUUGACUACAAUGAAGAUGCACCGACGUAUCGAAAGAGCAAGAGACAAAAGUGUUUACCCCAAGGUCUUGUACAAGAUUAUGAGUGUGGUCGGGAGAUACUAGCCCGUGUAAGAAAAGCGCAGAAGUUCAUUUUUGCAUUUGCAGAGAAAAAAGAGAUCGAUAGAAAAUUUGCAAAACUCUUACAACACGUGAAGUGUCAAGUUUCCCUCAAAGUUGGUGGAGUAGAGAUAAGAGGCCAAGAUAUUCUACAAGUUGCAGAGAGAAAGAAAUUUCCUACUUCGAAGAUUUUCUUGGUGAUUCACUCGGUCAACGGCUCCGUCGAGUCCCGCGAGACGGAUCAGCUUUCUCACGGGGAGAUUCUCGGCCUAUUCCCACCAAAAAGGUGA